Molecule: messenger RNA, 813 nt
Organism: Aureobasidium vineae
Lineage: Eukaryota; Fungi; Ascomycota; Dothideomycetes; Dothideales; Saccotheciaceae
Source: the annotation of a GenBank genome assembly
AUGUCCAAGAAGACCAUUCUGAUCACUGGCACCAAUCCCGGCGGCAUCGGCAACUCGCUCGCACGCGAGUUCCACGCCAAAGGUCUCCGCGUCUUCGCAACAGCCAGAAACACCGACAGCAUCACCGACCUCGCCGAUCUAGGCAUCGAAACCCUCUCGCUCGAAGUCACCGAUCCGGACAGCAUCAAGGUUCUGAAAGAGGAGGUUGCAUCGCGCACAAGUGGAAAGCUCGACUAUCUCGUCAACAAUGCUGGGCGCAAUUACACUGUCCCUGCUACGGACAUUGACUUUGAGCAAGUCCAGUUGACGUACGAGGUCAAUGUCUUUGGUGUCAUGCGCAUGUGUCAGGCAUUCACACCGCUGCUGAUUGAGGCCAAGGGCACCAUUGUCCAGAUCGGUAGUCUGGCAGGUGUUAUGCCAUACGUCUUUGGCAGUGUAUACAACUCUACCAAGGCCGCCCUGCACUCCUACAGUAACACACUCAGAGUUGAGCUGGAGCCGUUCGAUGUCAAGGUCGUCACCGUGGUCACCGGUGGUGUCAAGAGUAGGAUUGCGAGAAACGACUGGCAGCUGCCCAGAGACUCCAUCUACCUGCCCAUUGAGGCUGAAUACUUGAGGCGUACAAAGCACUCGCAAGAAGUCGGCAUGCCCAACGAACAGUACGCAAAGUCUGUUGUGAGCCAGGUGCUCGGUGGUCGUCACAAGAGACAGUUCUGGGAAGGCUCGUUCUCGUAUAUCGUCUGGUUCUUGAACACCUUCAUGCCGGCCAAAAUCUUCGUAAGUGGUCUAAGCAUUCGAUCAGAGCAUCACUAA